GAAGAACAUCUGAUUGUCCUUUCGAAUCCUGUUUCCCCUCAUUCCUUUUCCUCCACCCGUCUUCAUGUUGCUGCGGCACUCAUUUUCACGAUUACCUUCGCCGCCGAGCUGGAUCUCGCGCUUCCCUUCGCCAGCCAUGCCUCUGCGCGCCAAAGUGACCAACCCUGCGUUCCGCGCAACUGCUUCGAUGUCUACCUCUCCUGAAAUCCCCAAAGAGCUCCCCGGCGACGAGCCCGACGACGUCCUGUUCGAAUCCAUCUACGGUCUUCGCAGCGUUGAGCUUAACCGCCCCAAGAAGCUUAACUCCCUCAAUGGCUCGAUGGCACGAAAAAUAUUUCCCCGCUUGAAGGAAUGGGAAAAAUCCCAUCUCGCAAAUAUGGUUCUUAUUUCUGGCGCCGGCGAGAAGGCUCUUUGUGCUGGAGGUGAUGUCGCCGCUCUGGCACUACAGAACGAGCAGGGACCGGAGGGACAGCGCGCAUCGACAGACUUCUUCGGACUUGAAUACCGUCUCGACCACAUGAUCGCUACAUACUCGAAGCCCGUUAUUUCUUUCAUGGACGGAAUCACCAUGGGCGGCGGCGUUGGACUCAGCAUGCACGCUCCCUUCCGAAUUGCGACCGAGAAGACCGUUUUCGCCAUGCCCGAGACUACCAUCGGUUUCUUCCCCGAUGUGGGCGGCUCGUUCUUCCUGCCCCGAUUGGAUGGCGAGAUUGGCACGUACCUGGCCCUGACUUCGGAGCGUUUGAACGGUGUCCAGGCUCUGUAUUCCGGCAUUGCUACCCACUACCUGCACUCGAGUGUGCUCGCCAACGUUACCCAGCGUCUGUCGGAGCUGGUGUUCCCCGACCACGUCGAUCUCCCCGAGCGUCUCGACACAGUGAACAAGACAAUGGCCGAGUACUCGCUCGGUCUGCCUUCUCUCAAGGAGGAGCCCAUUCUGUUGGCAGGUGCUCUGCGUACCGCCAUUGACCGCUGCUUCCAGUUUAAUACCGUGGAGGAGAUCUUCCAGGCUCUGGAGACCGAGGCCCAGAACGAGCAAUCCAACCACAAGGAGUGGGCCAAGAAGACCCUGGAGACUCUUUCGAUCCGUUCUCCUACCUCGCUCAAGGUGACUCUGCGCCAGCUGCGUCUCGGCAAGAAGUGGAGCAUCUCAGAGACAUUCCAACGCGAGCAUGAGAUCUCUGCCAACUUCAUGCGCCACCCCGACUUCGUGGAAGGUGUCAAGGCCCGUCUGAUGUCCAAGCCCCCUCGCCAGGCUGAGUGGCAGCCCGCUACUCUGGCGGAGGUCUCUCAGGAGGCCGUUGAUAAGUUCUUCACCAUUCCCGAGGGUGAGACCCGUCUCCCGCUCGUGAGCAACAAGGACUACACCCGCUACCCGCACGAGCGAUUUGCCCUCCCCUCGGAGAGCGAGAUUGAGAAGUUUGUGCGCGAGCAGGGCGAGUCGAGCCAGCAGGUCAUUAAGGAGUUCGCCCGACGGUCGAACCAGAAGGAGGGUGUCCAGGAGAAGGUUGCCGAGGUCUUGAGCAGACGGACACAGAACACCGCCGAGGGCUAUCGGUGGGUAUAAAGAGUGAG
Molecule: messenger RNA, 1575 nt
Organism: Penicillium cinerascens
Lineage: Eukaryota; Fungi; Ascomycota; Eurotiomycetes; Eurotiales; Aspergillaceae
Product: mitochondrial 37S ribosomal protein mS47
Exons: 3
Coding region: 65-1567 (500 amino acids)
Biological process (GO): L-valine catabolic process
Cellular component (GO): mitochondrion
Molecular function (GO): 3-hydroxyisobutyryl-CoA hydrolase activity
Source: RefSeq, a predicted model, not a curated record